AUGGUCAAGGCGUAUCCAUCUCCUCUCUGUGUUGUGAUUGAUGCCUUUCCUUGGUCAUCUCCUCUCUGUGUUGUGAUUGGUGCCUUUCCUUGGUCAUCUCCUCUCUGUGUUGUGAUUGGUGCCUUUCCUUGGUUGCUCCAGAUUACCUUCUACGAGGACAGGAACUUCCAGGGCCGUUCCUAUGAGACCAGCUCAGACUGCCCUGAGUUGACCUCCUACCUGAGCAGGUGCAACUCCUGCAGGGUGGAGAGCGGCUGCUUCAUGGUGUACGACCGCUCCAACUUCCAGGGAAACCAGUACUUUGUGAGGAGAGGAGAGUAUGGUGACUACCAGCGUAUGGGCAUGUCUGACUCCGUUCGCUCUUGUCGUAUGAUCCCCAUGCACAAAGGACAGUUCAGGAUGCAGGCCUAUGAGAGAGAGAACUUCGGGGGUCAGAUGCACGAGCUGAUGGACGACUGUGACUCCAUCCAGGAGCGUUACCGCAUGUCCGACUGCCAGUCCUGCAACGUGAUGGAGGGCCACUGGCUCAUGUACGAGCAGCCCCACUUCAGAGGCAGGCAGAUGUACGUGAGGCCUGGAGAGUACAAGAACCUCAGAGAGAUGGGAAACAGCUCCGUGAACAGAUACAGUUCCAUGAGACGUAUCCUGGAUUCCUGCGAGAGCCAGCAUCAUUGA
This is a messenger RNA of Salvelinus namaycush (lake trout), 675 nucleotides long. RefSeq names its product gamma-crystallin M3-like. Gene Ontology annotation, biological process: visual perception; lens development in camera-type eye. The transcript is spliced from 3 exons. Bases 1 to 675 code for a protein of 224 amino acids. NCBI's taxonomy places the organism in Eukaryota, Metazoa, Chordata, Actinopteri, Salmoniformes, Salmonidae. The record is from RefSeq and is a predicted model, not a curated record. Gene Ontology annotation, molecular function: structural constituent of eye lens.